AUGUCGACCCUCGGUCCACCCCCUCCGAUUUCUCCCCCGGAUCUGGACCCUGCCCCACCGCCAUCCACCACCGACGCUCCCCCCUGCUCCACUCCUCCCCCUCCCAAACCCGAGUAUCGCUGGGCCGACACCUACCUCUCCUCCACGCCGUGCAACUCCUGGGACAUCCUCGACUACCUCCGCCGCUCCGGCGACGCGGGCCCUUUCGACAAGCUCAUCCACUCGUGGGUGAAGGCUCUGACCGCGCUCGCAAAGGCGGACGGCGAUGCGACUGACGAGGAGCGGGCGAAGGCUGCAGAGCUGUAUGCCCGCUAUGAUGCGCUGGGCCCCGACAGUGCCCGCGCCCGCGAGUGGUACCGCUCCGCCUCCCGCUUCACCCCCCCGCCCCUGGUGGUGACCAACACAAUCACCUCCUCAACCAACUGCUCCGUAAACCUCACCCUCCCCGACCCCAACCCCACCCCCGCCUCCCGCACCACCCACAAACGCCGCUUCACCGCCCCACCCACGCGCAAAAAACCAAAGAAACCCAAAAAGACCGCCGCCCCGCACGCCCCUGGCCUCCCCCACCGCUUCACAACCGCCCACGCCUCGCUCGACGCCUCGCAGAAAUGGCGUCUCCCGAGCGGGAAGAACUGCGAGGACAUCCUCUACGCGCACUUGUGCAACGAGCAGACAGAGUGCGCGGCACACUCGUGGGUGGUGGACCUGCAGGACCCCGACGUCCGGGGCCUGUUUGACGAUGCGGACUGGGACGUGAUCUGCGGCAGCAUGCCGGCGUGGCCGCGGGCGGAGCGGGAAGUAGUGGACGCGCUGAUGCGGUAUGAGCAUGUUGGGAGUGCUGAGGAGCUGGCGGCGGGGCUCGAGGAGCGCGUAGGGAGGGGGGGACCGGGGGUAGGGGCAGGAGGAAGGUGGGCAGAGGAGUUGUUAUGGCAUCUUCUACCGCUGUAUGAGAACCCGGGCUUAUUCACCAACAAGUUCAACCUCGAGAACUGGUACGUGGUCAACGUAUGGUCUGCGUUCAUGGACCGUUGCAUGAUGACGCUUCCGGGGGUGCACUUGAGCCGCGGCGAAUCCAUCUCGACCUCCUCCCUAACGCGCAAGAACACGCCCACGUCCCAAGGCCACAAAUACGACGGCGUUCUCCGCUACCACGACAUGGAGAUCGGUGCUGUCGAGCACGCACGCGAGUGGGUGGGCGCAUACGGACGCAAGUGGGGCGCGGACACGAGGAAGAUCGUCAAGGUGCUGCACGACAUGUUGGUGGCUGCAGAGAUUUCCGUAGGGUGCGAGGCGGCGUUUCGGAACGUGGUGUUGGCGGGGGUGGUCACUGCUGGGCUGCACUGCCAGACGAUGCGCAUAAAGUAUGGCGGUGGGUACGUGUGCGUGGUCUCCCGCGGGCAGGAGGUGCGCAGAGUACCGACUAGCCUCAAGGACGCGGGGGAGCUGUUUGCGCUUGCGGCUGAGCUCUGGGGACUCCGUAUACUGGUCCAGCAGACAAUCGCCAUCCUCGAAGACUGCGAGGGCGCCAAGCGGAAGCGGUACUUUGAAGAGCUGAAGGACGGGGAGAAGACGUUUGUGGCAAGGCUACCGAGGCUGCGGCCGUGUAUUGAUACGGAUGACCCCGACGAGUGA
Morchella sextelata is the source of this 1635-nucleotide messenger RNA. RefSeq lists its product as uncharacterized. The record is from RefSeq and is a predicted model, not a curated record. Lineage: Eukaryota; Fungi; Ascomycota; Pezizomycetes; Pezizales; Morchellaceae. The transcript is spliced from 7 exons. The coding region runs from base 1 to 1635 and encodes 544 amino acids.